AUGGCUGCAGGAAUUUGGAAUAAAAUUUGGGGUGGAAUAAAGAAAGCUGCAAAAUGGGUUGGAGAUAAAGUUAUUAAACCAGUUGCAAAUGUUGCAAAACAAUACUUACCAGCAAUUGGUACUGCCGUAGGUGCUAAAUUUGGUGGAGUCAAAGGUGCUCAAAUAGGUAAUACGGUUGGUGGUAUUGUUCAGGGAAUGAUUAAGUGA
Trichomonas vaginalis G3 is the source of this 207-nucleotide messenger RNA. RefSeq lists its product as uncharacterized. The record is from RefSeq and is a predicted model, not a curated record. Lineage: Eukaryota; Parabasalia; Trichomonadida; Trichomonadidae. The transcript has a single exon. Bases 1 to 207 code for a protein of 68 amino acids.